GAGGAUGCCUCUCUCUGCCCCAACCUUUUUCUUUCAGUACACCAGGCCCCUUCUAGGAAGAAGUAAACAGAAAGAACUGAGACCAGGCAGAACAUGUUGAAUAAAUACUGAAAUCCUGAUUCUUCACGUGGCAUGGAGGGCCAUAAGAUUGGAGUUAUCUGUUCUCUGGUAUGGGAUCGAAUUUUCAGGGAGUCUCAUUUCUUUCCUUGUUCACUCUCCCUUUGCAGGAUAGGUGGAGGGAGGAGUGGAGAGGGAGUGACCAGACCUGAAAGGGGAGGCAGAGAGAAUUCUUGUGUUGACCUCUUCACUUUAAAAAUCCAGGCCCGCCUAGACUUCCCAGAGGCUCUUGAGGUGGCUUCAGACUCCACCCUCUGUCUUCCGGUUCUAGUCUCCGGCUGCAGCGUUUAAAUCUCGCGCGCUUCACUUGGAUAGGCUACUUCUUAGAGUGGUUGGCUGUCUGCGAGCCGCCACUCCUCCUCGCCUUCUUCCGCGGGCAAAAGGUUUUCAAAUUCGACCAAUCGGCGAGCGCGCUCCAUCAGCCGUGGCGCGUCACCGACGGGUUAACCGCAACCAACCGGAGGCGGGUAUUAGAGAAAAGAGCCAAUCAGGAGGGCGCGGAGGUGUGCCCUGGGGGCUUAUAAGGGCGGCCUCUGGGCGCGCGCGGCGGCAGUUGGACUGCGGCGCAGCUGUACCCUGUUCUUCUACCUCGCGCAUCAUGUCGGGCCGCGGCAAGACUGGCGGUAAGGCCCGUGCGAAGGCCAAGUCGCGCUCAUCGCGCGCCGGCCUCCAGUUCCCCGUGGGCCGCGUGCACCGGCUCUUGCGGAAGGGUCACUACGCCGAGCGGGUCGGCGCCGGCGCUCCGGUGUAUCUGGCGGCGGUGCUCGAGUAUCUCACCGCGGAGAUUCUGGAGUUAGCCGGCAAUGCGGCCCGCGACAACAAGAAGACGCGGAUCAUUCCCCGCCACCUGCAGCUAGCCAUCCGCAACGACGAAGAGCUCAACAAGCUUCUCGGCGGCGUGACUAUCGCCCAGGGAGGCGUUCUGCCCAAUAUCCAGGCCGUGCUGUUGCCCAAGAAGACCAGCGCCACCGUGGGGCCGAAGGCGCCCGCGGGCGGCAAGAAGGCCACCCAGGCCUCCCAGGAGUACUGAGGAGCGCCCGCACCGCCCCCGGCCGCCUGGCCCUCCCCAUGCCGCCACAAAGGCCCUUUUAAGGGCCACCACAGCCCUCACGGAAAGAGCUGGGCCAUGUCGGGUUCCGGGACGGGUGGCCGCGGCGCUCGGCCUCUCCCUCAUCCCCGCCGCCGCCCGCCCCUCCCCCGCGCGGCUCGCGGCCCCCGGCUUCCCGUCCUCCAGAGAGGGGCGGCCCUUAGGACGCCGCUCGGGCCCGGCACGGCUCGUGUGAUGCGGAGGACCGAGGGACGCGGCCGGGAGGGGACUCGGGGCGCAGCACCUGCCGCCUCGGCGCUCGUGACUCAGCCGGCCUGUCUUGAGAAUCGCUGAUGGGCUGCGGUGAGCCGCGGCACCUUCUGGAAGACUUAGCUGGCAGCUCUGACGUAGGGCUGAGGUGUGUGGCCGGGGUCGGCGGCCCAAAGGGUGAGUCGGUGCAGACGGCCACCAGCAGACCCCUGCAGCCCGGUCGUCUGACUUCUCUAGCUUGGUGCUUAGGCCAGGACUUUUCAGACAGGACUGGAUUUCUGGGCUUCGGUGGGGAGAAAUUUCAUCACUAAAUUUUUUCUGGUGCCCCCUUUGCUGCCAAACCCUGGGAUUUUUACAUCAGCGCUUCCUCCAUCCUCAUCUGUAGGCCUGUGCGGUGCGGCCAGGACAGAACACUGUUAACAGGAACAUCGUUUCCUCCGGAGAGGACUGCCUCCCAGGGAGAAGCCGGGGAGGGGCGAGGGCUCCAGUCUGGGUUCCCAGCCGGCUGUGUGGACAGCGGGAGUUGUGUGCGCGCCUGAAGCUGACUGGCAGCAAGGCCUUAGGGCCUACCCGCUCCGCCCCAUUUCCCUUCCAGCAGCUCCACUCGGCAAGCCAAGCACCUAGAUACCAGCACAAGUCUUAAUCCUGUCUGGACUGAGCCUCCAUUGGCUUUUGAACUGGAAUUUUGCAGCUAACCCAUCCAAGACUAGUACCUUAGACAUUGGGGAGUUUCAGAUAGACUAAUUUUGUUUAUUAAAGGAUUGUUUUUUAAAAA
Diceros bicornis minor is the source of this 2189-nucleotide messenger RNA. Its product is annotated as histone H2AX. Bases 716 to 1147 code for a protein of 143 amino acids. The record is from RefSeq and is a predicted model, not a curated record. NCBI's taxonomy places the organism in Eukaryota, Metazoa, Chordata, Mammalia, Perissodactyla, Rhinocerotidae. Gene Ontology annotation, cellular component: nucleosome. Gene Ontology annotation, molecular function: structural constituent of chromatin; protein heterodimerization activity; DNA binding. Gene Ontology annotation, biological process: DNA damage response. The transcript has a single exon.